AUGUCCGCCCUCCGCCAAGUCUGGGCAGGAUACCGCUUUACGGGCUACGUUGGUGACACCAUUCGUGAGCUCAAGGUUCUGAGGCGGUGCCUGCGGUGCGGAAACGGUCCGCCGGCCCCGAGGUUUGACGCCGGUUCGAGACGCCUGUUCGUGCUGGCACAGGACUAUGCCGCCUUCUCGGGACGCAAUACGCCGUAUGCGGGCGACCUUGCGCGCGCGCAGGCCGAGAGUGGCUGGGACGUUGGGCGGUUGAAGCGCGAGGCAAAGAAGAGACGGAUAGCCCUGCCUCUGCCCACGGCAACCGAGCCGCCCGAACCCCCACAGCCCCUCACGCUCGCCUCUCUCCCAGAACUGGGGAGUGACGAGAAACCGCGUCCCGUGCCGCCACCAUCGUACGCGUUCGACAACGCGCCCCCUCUCCCGCAACCAUGGACUUACAAGCCGGACGAGGUGCCCGCCCCGCCCCCGCCGGGGAACAAGGUCACGAGCGGUGUGCUCGACUUUAUCAAGCUGACUGCCACUGAGAGGGGAGAUAUUCCGCCCGAACUUGGAUUGGUGGACUACAGGAGACGAGAGGGCAAGCGGAAGUGGGGCACGAAGGGGGCUGGCGCUUAG
This is a messenger RNA of Trichosporon asahii var. asahii CBS 2479, 615 nucleotides long. RefSeq lists its product as uncharacterized. NCBI's taxonomy places the organism in Eukaryota, Fungi, Basidiomycota, Tremellomycetes, Trichosporonales, Trichosporonaceae. The coding region runs from base 1 to 615 and encodes 204 amino acids. The record is from RefSeq and is a predicted model, not a curated record. The transcript has 3 exons.